Hippocampus zosterae (dwarf seahorse) is the source of this 6069-nucleotide messenger RNA. RefSeq names its product tudor domain containing 6 (gene tdrd6a). The transcript has 8 exons. The coding region runs from base 391 to 6069 and encodes 1892 amino acids. The record is from RefSeq and is a predicted model, not a curated record. Gene Ontology annotation, biological process: spermatogenesis. NCBI's taxonomy places the organism in Eukaryota, Metazoa, Chordata, Actinopteri, Syngnathiformes, Syngnathidae.
UAAUUUCCGGUACUGGAAAAAAAAAGUAGGCGGGUCUUUUAAAUCUAUAGGCUACUCGGGUAAACUAUGGGAGUCAGCGACAUUUGCUAGUUUUAGAUUUGCUAAAGUUGAUUUGGACUUACUUUACCGCAGCAGUGCAGUGCAGUGCAGUACAAAACAUUUGUUAGAAUAACAUUUAACGGGUUAUAUUCCGCGACAUUUGGCAGGCUGCUCAUUAAGCAGCGAAUUACCAUUUGGCUGGAAUUGGUCCGAAGCUAAUUGGUUGAAACACCCGACGCCAUUGUCUGCACAAAAAUCCGUCACAUCGCUAAAAGACCAACAAAAGAUCAUCCAUUGCUCACAGCCAUUGAAAGUGACAAACUGAGAGUAUGAGUGAGUGAAACUGCUGCAAUGUCAGACAUCCCCGGACUUCCGACACAAGGCUCUAACGUAACAGUCCUGAUUACCAAAGUUGACUCGAAUACCCUUUGUGCGCUCAUAGAAUUCUGGGGCAACUUUGGGCUGGCUCAGGCCAGAGAUUAUCAAUCCCUUGUCAAAAAUAUUCAGUCCCCUGUAAAUUUAUUUCAGGAGUUUGAAGGAAAUUCCGGGGACUUGUGUUUAGUUCAAAUCGAUGGUACAUGGUACAGAUCCCGCAUAGUCACGAGAAAUGGAUCCAACUGCCAAGUCUUGCUCAUUGACAAAGGGAUCACAUGUAGCACUACCACAAAGUUAUUGGCUUGGGGUAAGAGAGAGCACUUCCACCUACCACCUCAAGUGGAGCUUUGUGUACUUGCCAAUGUAUGGCCGCACUCUCUAGAAAAUAGAUGGUCCCCAUUUGCACUUGAAUUCCUGCAGACUUUUCGAGGAAAGAUGGUAAAAGCACAUGUGCAAGAUGCACUGGUAAAUCAAAGGAAGCUUCUUCUGGACAUCCCAUGCAUAACCAGGCAAAUGUUUGAAAUGGGGUUCGCAAAGAAAGUGGAACCGAACAUGUUCUUGGAUUUUGUUCUCUCACCAGAGUCCAAAAUUAAAGCUGAACACUUUCAUCAAACCUCCAUGGGCGAAGUCGAGCAACUACACCAGAAGGAUCUGUACACGGUUCCAAAGCUGUCCACCGGAGCCGUGGAGACUGUUGUAGUCACAGAGGUGACCAAUCCGCAGCGUAUUUUCUGUCAGCUGAAGGUUUUUACUCAAGAGUUGAAGGAGCUCUCAGAGGAAAUCAGACGGCGGUGCAGGGGCAGAACGGUCAGUUGUAGUGUCAAGCCUGAAAUGAUCGGAUUUCCUUGUGCCGCAAGAGGAAACGAUGGCAAUUGGUACCGCUCCGUUCUGCAACAGGUAUUCCCAGUCAGCCAACUGGUGGAAGUCUUGAAUGUUGACUAUGGCGUCAAACGAUUGGUUCAAAUGGAAAAUGUACGACCACUGGCUCCAGAGUUCUUCAAAAUGCCUGUCGUGACCUAUGUAUGCUCACUCCAUGGACUUUUUGACAAGGGGGUUGGAUGGACAAGCACACAGAUCAACUAUCUCAAGUCCCUACUCUUGUACAACACUUUCAUCGCCAAAUUCCAUUACCACAGUAUCUCCGAGGGUGUUUACUAUGUGACGCUUUAUGGCGAUGAGAAUACAGACCUCAACCAAGUAUAUUUUUCCAAAAUUCUCUUAGAGAAUGAAGAGACACUUUGUGACUACGCAACCGAAAACACAGCAAAAGGCACUCAUGAUCCACCCCGGUUUCCAAUUAAUGAAGGAAUAAUGUCACCUACCAUGGUGGCUGAAGCAAAGGUGGAGAGAAAUAACGCGUUUUUGGCGGAUAACGUCUCACAUGUGGCAUGCGUGUCUCACGUGUCCAACCCCGCCGAGUUUCGGAUCCCAAGACAAAAACGUGCAAGCGAGCUUGAUGAAUUGGUGGGUCCCGUUUUCCAUUUGUACAAAUUCUCAGACAGUAAACAUUUGAUGGAAACGCCUGCCGUAGAUGCCUGCUGUGCAUCCAAAGCAGCUGAUGGUGAUUUCAACAGAGCUAUUGUGUCAGAAGUUGGAGGAACAAAAAUCAAGGUGUUCUUGGUGGAUUACGGAGGCACAAAGGAGGUGGAUGAGAGUCACAUCAGAACUCUUCUUUGUGGGUUACAAAAAGCGCCACAGCUUGCAGUGAAAUGUUCGUUGGCAGACCUUGGGCCAAAGGAUCUCAGCUGGAGUCGCUCUGCCGUUGAGUUUUUCAUUAAAAUGAUCACCGACAAACUGCUGAAUGUACAUGUGAUGGAAAACCGCAAUGAUACCUCUGCCAUAACACUGGUCGAUCCCCAGUCACAAGGAGAAAGCCACAUUGGCAAGAUGCUAUGUUCUUCCGGCCACGGGAACUGCAGUGAGAUGGAAAAGAAAUCCCGAUCUCAAAAUUCAGAAGCUUUGGGUGUUCACGGAAAGAGCAAGGGUUCUUCUCGGACCCAGAAUAGUGUUGAUCUCUCAAGCAAAGCGUUACAAAUUGGAACGUUCCGGGAAAAUAUGUUUCCCGUUGGCAGUAUCCUCGAUGUCACUGUAAGUUACAUUGAGAGCCCAAAUAAUUUUUGGUGUCAGCUCGCUCCAAGCUCGGAGAAGCUGAAAAUGCUAAUGCACGCCAUCCAGGCGCACUAUGCCGGCAGCGUUUACGAGCCUCUUACAGAAGCGGCAUGUGUCGUUCGACACCCUGACAAUGGAUUGUGGUACAGAGGACUCGUAAUUCGCAAACACGAAUCAACUCGUGUGGCCGUUCUUUUUAUUGACUACGGUCACACAAAGACGGUCUCUCUCCACGACUUGAGGAAGAUCAGCCGCGAAUUUCUUGAGCUGCACGGUCAAGCGUUCCGGUGCAGUCUGUACAACCCUCUCAAGGUCAUAUCCGUUGCAAAUGAGUGGAACGAAAAGGGAAAAGACGCAUUUCUCCACUUUGUGAAAACCGCUGCCUCCAACCGUAUUACGUUAAAGUGCACCGUAUACGCGGUCACGUACAAUGAAGAGAAACUAGUUCUCAACAUUGUCGAUCUGGAAACUCCCUUUGAGAGCAUCUGCACCAGUAUGGCCAAACUUACCCCUGGCAAGGCAGUACCCGAACCAUCUUACCGCCUGGACACGUACAACUACUCGACACACAGCAUCAAAAUUGGAACUGAAGAGCAAGUCACAGUCACGUGCGUAAACAGUGUCGGUCACUUCUACUGCCAACUUGAAAGGAAUGCUGAUGUGCUUAAGGACCUCAAUAAGAAGGUUAACCAUCUCUGCCAUCAGCUUGGCCAUGUGAAUCCACCGACAUUAUUUCAAAAACUGUGCUUUGCAAAGUACACCGAUGGGCUGUGGUACAGGGCACAAAUUAAGGUCACGCGGCCAUCGAUUCUGGUCUACUUUGUUGAUUAUGGCGAUACGGCUGAAGUGGCCCAUUCAGACGUGCUUCCAGUGCCCAAAGAGGCCAAUGACAUCAUGUCUGUCCCAAUGCAGGCGGUGCUGUGCCGUCUCUCUGAUGUCCCGAUCGAUGUUCCCGCUGAGGUGAAUAACUGGUUUCAAACGUCUGCGACAGAAUGUAAGUUCCGAGCAAUAGUUGUAGCCAAGGAACCCAGUGGGAGUCUCCUGGUUGAACUAUACGACAAAAACACUCAAAUCAAUUCAAAGCUGAAUAAAAAAUUUCAGCUACAGGUGCCGACUGAACGUCAAGUUAUAUCCCAGCAUCGGAAAGCUCUUGAGGAUGCCAACGGGGAAAAAGAAGCAAUGUUUGUGUCUGCUCAGGUCCGCCAAAAAAACACAGGCCAUUACAUAAAACCAGCACAUCAAGCGACACGACCUCCAAGAUGGAAUUUGCGGAAUGAGCAGAAAGGUAAAACCUCCUCGCAAGAACUGUAUCAUCCGCCACAUCAACGGCAUCAUCCCAGCAAUCAAAGUAGUCGGACCGAAAGAAAAGAAAAAUUGGAUCCCGAAUCACCCGUUCAAGAAUUUGGCAUUGUGCUCCCCCAAGCCAAAUAUCCAAAAGUCGCUAAACUUCAAGACUUACCCAAAAAUGUGAUCACGGCGGAUAUGGAAGCGGACGUUUAUGUUUCGCAUUACAACAGCCCAUCGAGUUUCUAUGUGCAGCUUGUCAGAGAAGAGGAUGAAAUCUUCUCCCUUGUUGACAAGCUUAAUGAGCCACUGUCCACUCCCAAGCGCACCAUCACUCGGGUAGAUCCAGGCGACCUUGUUGAAGCGGAGUUUCCCGAUGAUUCCUUAUGGUACCGGGCAGGUGUCACGGAAGUGCUCUCUGGCUCGUUGGCUCUUGUAGAGUUUGUCGAUUUUGGUAACACAGCGCGGUUACCAUUUUCCAAACUAGCCCAACUCAAUCAGGCUUUUGCGCAGUUGCCAAGGUACAGCACCCACUGCAUGCUCAGUGAAGCGGGAUCUCUGGCGGCGCUCGAUUCGGAAGUGGCGUCCACUCUGAAAAGAGAGAUUGGCUCAAAUGCGGAGAAAAUGCUCAAGUGUCGAUUUGUGCGGCGGUCGGGGAUAAUGUGGCAAGUCACUCUUGAGGAUAAUGGCGUGCAGGUCACGUGUAAAGCAUGUCCUGAAACCCCACCUGCCAUGGAACAUCAAACGGGAGAAUGUGCGCGGGGCUCGGAAACAUCACUGAAUUUCUAUUCCCUCUGCUACCGCCAUUUAGAAUUUGCAGAGGGACAACAGCUGGAUGUUUACAUCUCAGCUUUCCGCGAUGCUCAUACAUUUUGGUGUCAGCCUGCGAACUCGGUGGCACUUGAUAGGAUAACUGAAAGUCUCUCGCAAAUCGGAAAUGCAGCUUAUAAUACAAGUGUCGGCGUGAGCGCGCUGUCACCCGGCACACCGUGCAUCGCAUUUUUCGCCGAGGAUCAAGUUUGGUGUCGCGCCGAAGUACUGAGUAAGGAUGGAGAUGAGCUGUCAGUUUUGUUUGUGGACUACGGAAACGCAGCUAAAGUUACCGGCGCAGAUGUGAUGGAAAUUCCCCCUGAGCUGUUGCAAACUCAUUUGCAGGCAUUUUUGUGUCAGCUUGACGGUUUUGACGAGUCUCGCGGCUCUUGGCGUGAUGGGGCUUUCGACGAACUGGCUUCAAUUGCAGAAAACAAAUUGUUGCAAAUGACCGUCACCAAGCCUUCGAGAGAAGACGGAACGAGCGUGUACCUCGUGCAGUUGGAGUGUGAAGGUCAGAGGUUGAAUGAGACUAUGAAACGCUGGUGGAUGACUUCCAUGCUGGAAAAUAAACCGCACCUCGCGCAGCACGUGCAGGAUGAAAAGCUGGGCCCAAGUGAUGCGUCUGUGAAGAAAACGGAAAACGAAGCCCUUGAGGGUGAAAACACAAGGCUUGCUCACAAUGGGACAGAUCAUCAUGAUGCUGACUUGCACUGUGCAGUAACAAGUACUCCAAAGGACAUUCGGGGCCCUCACACUUCAGUCCUUUCCACCGAGCGCCCGCCAGAAGAGAACUGUUUGUCUGAAAGCCGGAGCCUUAAUGAAACAAGUCAAUGGGGAAUGACGAUUCCUCACCUUGAACCCAUUUCACAGAUUGAUAGUGGAAUAGAACACAAUGUGGCGUCCCUGCAAAAUAUGUCAAAGAGCGCCGUGGGGAGUGGCCAAGAUUUUGAUGAGGAAGCUGCCUCUGCGAUUGACGCACCUUUGUCAGAUGAGAUGGAUUCUCCACCAACCAAGAACAUUCGGGAGGCCACGGUUGAGUCCUUGUCUCCAUUUGAAAUGGUGGAUCGCCACAACACGAGCGACCGCUCGAAUGCCAGGACCAAUUCUGAUGAACCAAAUGGUUUCCCUGAUGACGGCAACGUUGCCAAUUCAAAUCCAGUUACGAAUUGGACAAGUGUGAAAGUGGGUGCCGUGGCUGAGGAGGUGAUCCAUUCUGUUAAGUCGCUGACAGAUCCAAAUGAGCAGAGUGAUGUCGCAAUGGCCGCAAGAAACCAAUGUCACAUCAGCGUGUCGGGAGAGGAAAUGGUCUUGACUAAACUACUGCAUCCUUUUGAGCCUCCUGUAUGGCAAGUAAUUGAAUCAUCAUCAUCAUCAUCAGAAGAGUCAUUGCCAAUUCCAGAAGAGAAAGAGAGAUCAACACAGGACGAGAGUAACCCGAUGGCAGAAUGA